AUGUUCAGACUAUACGAGGUUGAUCCCGAUGCGGAUACCCUUAUCAUAAUCCCCACCCCGUCCAAGUCGUUCGCACCAUGGGAAGAGGCGGCCCCUAAUUCCGACGCAUCGUCCGCCUACGCCGGGAUCCUGCGCGGCACCUCGCGGCCGCCAAACACAUACGCAUCCAUUGCCUCCGCGCCCGAGGUGCGCCUCAAGGUUUCGUCGCGGCAUCUUAGUCUCGCAUCCAAGCACUUUCGCAACAAGUUCCGGUAUGACAAUCCGAUCGAGGCGGAUGGAAGGGUGCACGUUACCCUGGGCGGGUAUGACCCCAAGGCCGUGAUUGUGGUCAUGGACGCGGUGCACGGGCGCGGGCGCAAGGUGCCCAGGGCGGUCGACCUGGAGCUGCUGGCCAAGAUCGCGGUGUUUGUGGAUGCUUUCAAGUUCCAUGAGGCUGUGCAGGUUUACGCCGAGCGGUGGUUUGAGGGGCUGGAGGGGGCGCUCCCAACCAAGUAUGGGAGGGACCUGGUGCUGUGGAUCUAUGUGUCUUAUGUCUUCCGCCAACAGGAGGUAUUCAGGAGGGCGUCCAACGUGGCGAUACUGCAGAGCAAUGGUCCGAUUCGGAGCCUGGGCUUGCAGCUCCGAGACGGCUUGAUCAGGGAAAUCGACAGCCAGAGACAGCAGUUGGUGCGGCAGGCGCUGGACGUAAUCUACGAGACGGUCGACGCCCUGCAGGAGGACGAGGCGCCAUGUUCGCGCGGAUGCGAUACCUUCUUGCUAGGAGCGCUCGUCAAGUCCCUGCGCCGCCACAAGCUCAUGUGGCCCAGACCCGUGAAGCCAUUUAUCGGGGUCAGCUUCGUCGGCAUCUCGCAGUCUGUCGGGGAGGCAGGGUCCCAGCUGGCCCAGCUCGUGCCCGGCCUGUCGCUGAACGGCGCGGCAAACGUCAGGGAGAUAUCGAGGAAGCGGAAGACGCCGAACGCUGAGCCGAAGCAGACACUGACUCCCGACUCGUCGCCUGAGCUGCGGGCUACAUUCGACGCUCACGAUUGCGGCGUGAGGGGUGGCCUGGCAGAGAAGCUCGACGAGCUGGAGGCGGGUGUGACGGGGCUGGGUCUUGAGAGCAGACUUGGGUAUUUGUUGUAUUGA
Molecule: messenger RNA, 1125 nt
Organism: Diaporthe citri
Lineage: Eukaryota; Fungi; Ascomycota; Sordariomycetes; Diaporthales; Diaporthaceae
Exons: 2
Coding region: 1-1125 (374 amino acids)
Source: RefSeq, a predicted model, not a curated record